GCCUAUUCAAGCAUGCAAGGAAGCUGAGUACAGCAAGAGGAUCAUCAAGAUCUGAUGUAGCUGCCACGCUGCGUCACGCUCAAGUGUCAAUCAGCCAUCCUACCCUGCCAUCCAUCCUCACCGACUAGAAAGGAGAUCAGCCACUUGAUCUACACCAACCCUCCGCAAAACCAGUAUUCCAGCUCGCCACACCUUCUAGAAGCCCGCCCCUUGCUUCAUGAUUUCAUCCUUCAUCCUUCGUCACUCCUGCCCCGCCACCCGCCACCACCCCGCAUUCCUCACAACCCACAUUCCACUCCUCACGCCCAUCGCCUACCACCUACAUCCAUACCAUACCAACCUUCCCCUCCCACCAAACAAACAACCGCAUACAAACCCGCACAGGCCUCAACAGCAGCCGCACAGACGCAGCCGAGCCCACCGCGCCGAGCCCACCCGUCCGCAACCGCACACACCGAUGUCCAGCGUGCGCACAAGCCCAGCAGACCACGCCAACGCACGGCCCGUAGCCCGCGCGGCCAGUAGUGGCUGUGUCGAGCUAGAGCCCUGCCUCAUCCGACGCCUAUUUUAAUCUCGCGCGCACAUCACUUACGCUCUGCCCCAACGUUACGUAUGUACGUCGUAUCUACCCGUAGCCAUGUCGUAGACGCUCACGGCCUGUGCCCCUG
Aplosporella prunicola CBS 121167 is the source of this 668-nucleotide messenger RNA. RefSeq lists its product as uncharacterized. The transcript has a single exon. The coding region runs from base 218 to 571 and encodes 117 amino acids. The record is from RefSeq and is a predicted model, not a curated record. NCBI's taxonomy places the organism in Eukaryota, Fungi, Ascomycota, Dothideomycetes, Botryosphaeriales, Aplosporellaceae.